AUGGCAAGUAGAUCUGAUCUCCCCGCCUUCCAGGCGAUCAACCUCGAGCCCGAGGAAAACGAGGAUGAGCAGAUUGACACCACUAAGGAGCUGCAUGUCGAUAAAGCUCUCCAAAAGUUUCAGGCCGCUCUCAAGCUUCACGCCCAAGGCAUCAAGUCCAGGGAUGCCGCUGAUGCAGCAUAUCAGGAGCUGUUCGAGUGCGAAAUAUUCGAUUAUCGAGAAGCAAAGACCGACUACGAACGCGCAGAACGCCAAGCCGAUGGCCGACCGGAAGCCUCUGCUGUCGACUCCUUUUCAUCCACCUUGGGCAUGGAUGCUGGGGGAGCAGAUGGAGUCGCAGCAAGCCUCGCCCAAGCCCUGUAUAUGUCAUACAAAAACUACGGCCAGUUCUUUUUGGACAAAUUAAAAGACAAGUGCAAAUUAGACCCCGAAUGGAGCAAGAAACUACGCAUCAAGUACGGAACCGACGACGGCGGCAAAGUUAUUGACAACUGGACUGCGGCCCUCGACCAGGACCCGUCAGACCCUGAACUGUGGAGGAAGAUGGCCCGUUUCGCCGGCGCUAUGAAUUCUGGUCGCAUCAAACGAUAUUGUCUUGAGUCUGCUGUUGAACUGGACGAUGAUCCUGCCGUCGCCGAAGUAAAUCCCCCAUCUCUUGCGGAAGGCUUCGCUGGCCAACAACUCAAGGACUAUCUGCAAGUUCUUGAUGACGAUAUGGCACUUUCACACCCCAUAAUGGCACCCUGGCUCAAGAGACAGAUGCCAGCCCUGUUAAAGCGCCAUUUAGACCCAAUUCCAUUCCUGCCAGAUCCUGCAACCAUUUUGACUCCUCCACCGUCAAGCCCCGAAGCCGACCCAGACCAGAACGACCGCGAAAGCGAAGACGCACUGUCUCCUACCAAUGUUGAUGAGAGUACUGUGGGGCCUGUUAAAACAUGGUCGGAGCUUGGCAUAGAGCUGAUGAAGUGCAUUCAAGAUACGAAGGGGGCUUUGAAGGCGUGCCGCUCAGUUUUAGACGCCACUCUGGAAGAUACCAAGAUGACUGAGGUUGUCGAAGCCGAAACUAAAACCGUACCUGUGCCCGAACCAAAGCCGGAACCUGCCGUGGAACACAAACACAAGACAGAUGAGAAAGUCAAGCAAACGGUUGAGGAGCCGCAAAUCGUACGCAGAUCAACCCGGCAAGGGUCCAGAGCAAGCACCAAGCCCAAACCGGAGACGAAGGAAGAAACUGUUUCGAGUGCCACAAAGGAACCGCCAAAGGAACACGAUCAAGACCUAAAAGAGAGAUCGGCCUCGGUCUCAACGCGAAAGAGGUCGCAAUCGGUGGCAGGCUUGCCUGAGGGUGCAGACGACGAGAAUGCGGCCGAGAAGAGAAGCAAACGUGUCCGGCGCCGCACAGAAGCGACGCUUACUGAAGAAAUGACGGAUCCCAAUGGCCUGGUAUCCGCUCAAAUUCAGCCAUAUCAAGAAGCAGAUCGGAAUUUAUUCCAGCUCACAAAGAACAUCCUGGAGAAUAUGGGUGUUGAGCACCGCCCAACACUCGACUGCUUGCAAGAACUCUUAGACUCUUGCUCUACGGAAGAUAGGCCGAGAAAGCUGACUCACAAAUGCGCCAAAGACUUGCAAAGUGUGAUCUCACCUUUCAGCGAAGAUGUCGCACGAGUCCUCUUAAAUAAGAAUGAGCAAGCCACUUUGGGUCUUUCUUCAUUCUUGGAACAUGCUAAAUCAGGCUCGCAAGACCAUGAUCACAUCCCUCUAUUUGAUGAAGCCAAAGGCCUCAGAAAAUUUUCAGAAAUGGUAAUAAACGGUAUGGAAUGGAUGUCCAGUGAUGAUGUUGCUUUCGAAUGGGUCCGCGCCAUCAGUGAAAGCUACACUGCUUUCAAAUGGUCAGAUACUAUGAAAGUUGCCGUCGUGCAGAUGCUCAACAGAAUCGAUACAAUCUUGUAUACUCGAAUCACCGACAGCUUGAGCAGACCAAUGGUUUCGGAAGAGGAGCUGGACGGACUGAAGUCUAUUCUCCCUAUGAUCUUCGAGUUACACAUUGACAUCUAUGAAAGAAUCACCAACCCCAGCAGCGCUGUGGACUAUGCGACGCGAAUGGAAACAAAGUAUCGGUUAGACAGGUGGCUAAAUGCCAUGUCAACUUAUGUUCAACUACAGGACUUGCCUCAGAACGAUGCUCUUUGCGUCAGAUUCAUCUGGGCGUCGGUAAUGGUCUCCUCUUUAACCGAGAACCCGGUGAGAGAGCAUAUCCUACUGUUGUGGACCUCUCUUCGUGACUUCCUGGCCGCUGAAAAAGUGGAGGAAAUCAAUCUACCGAACAACGUUGUUAUGCCUGUCAUCUCUCCAGCCGCUGCAGACCGAGAACUGUCGAAACUGAACACAAUGGACUUCUUCCUAGGUUUGUUCCAGGACGAGAUGAAGGACCCCAUCGCAGUCAUUGACACACUUGAACCUGUCCUCAACCCAGCGUCCGUUCAUGUCUUGGAAGAUCACAAUGGCCCAACUGAGGAACAAGUGAAUGACCCGAAGAACCCCGUUGGAGAGGCAAAUCAUCUCGAAGCUGACGAUGAAAACAAGAUGGACAAAGAGAAUGAUGACCGCAGGAGGACUGCUCAGGAUGAGGUUGAUGAAGAGCAGCGGAGCGAAAAACAUGACAAAAGGGGAGAUGGCGGUGAAGCGUCAAUGUCUCAAGAACCAAUUGCCAAAGGAAAGCCAUUGUCUGAAAAUGCCAACCAGAGCAUGAAGGACUUGUGGAAGUUUCUCAUCAGCAGUAGUACCGAGUUGCGUCUCUUCUUGUGGUCCCGGUUGGGCGACGCGUACGAAGCCAUUAACUAUCCUACCAAGCGAUUCUCGUGUCUCCUAAAAAGUAUUGACAUGGUUGUCAAUGAUUUGGAAGGAGAGGCAUAUAGCAAGAUGCCGGAAGAUUCAAGGAAGCACUUGUUUAUGCGAACUUUGAAGUCGCUGGAUGAACUUAUUAUACAGGCUCUGACCAUGUCCUUAAAUGACGAUACUGCCUUUGAUAUCGUUGACGACGACCAUCUCAAGUCGAGCUCCGCCACUGUCGCCAGACUUUGUUCAUUCCUUCACGUUGUAGCGCUGUGCGAAGACGAAUCCCGGCUUGGUAUUACCAGCCUGCGCACAAACAACAGCACCUUCUCGGCAUUAAUGAACAAACUGCGAGAUAUCCAGUCCCGCACCUGGUGCCUUUUGUUCACGCUGUUCAAAGCUGGACUAUCACAGAAGGAGACUAUUGCUCCGGAUAACGACUUGUCGGACUAUCUUGCCGCCAUUCAUAGAGUUAUUGGCCUGCGCAAGUUCUGUAAAGCAUCCAAUAAGAUAUUCCUCAAAGUCAUGCGCAUCGAACUGCUUAGACUGAAAAAGAUUGAAACCUGGGAGGACCACCUAGAGCAAGUGCUGUAUGACUUGUAUGGCUUGAAGCUUGGUGUCGGUGUCUGGGAAGUGCAAGAUCACGGCUGUCCAUAUGAGAAGCUCGAAAAGCGACAAGCCAUGCAGCUGGUGGAGAAAAUCAUGAUUCUUGCUAAUCGUAUGACGAUGAAAGAUUUGUUGAAAUCAGAUCUGAAAACCACCAUCGAACACAUGCAGCAAACAAUUGGACAGACCAAGUCGACACCGCAAAUGAUUCACAACCUGAGAAAUUUUACCGAAAUGUUGAAAAAACCAAUUCAUCCGCUGAGGUUAUAUCAGGCUCUCGCUGGCAAUGUAUUCGUGGAUGCUGUGACGGUCAAUAUUCCAGAAGCGGCACUAGCUCGACAUGGUUGGUUCUUCUUGCUGGGAAUGAUCGCUCUGACCAAAUUCAAGGGCGUGGAUUUGAAUCGUCGUCAGACUCCCGGUGCAACCGACGAUCUCCGUAUCGGGGCCACGUUCUUAAGGCUACAAUUGCAAUUCACUGCUGAUCGAUGGGAUGCCUGGUUCCGACUAGCAGAAUGCUUCGACUAUGAGCUAGAUGAGUCUGUCUUGUGGACGGCAGACAAAAUGAAUAAGGAUCGAUCAGAGUUGGUGAAGUUCCAACGAAACGCGAUACACUGUUAUACGCUGGCUUUAUCCCAUUCUCGACACCAGAGGGUAACCGCCAGCGAUACCGACCCGCUCCAUGACUUGUAUCACAAAUUUGGCAUGAGAUUAUACUCAUCGAGUCGAGAGCCUUUCGCCAUGGAGCCUUUCCAGCACUCCGACCAGGAACGAUUCUUCAUCGAGGACGGGGGUUCCGGGACUUUCAAAAAGAUUCUUCACGAUCAGAUGUCAAAAUACAAAUUGUGGAAAUUCGCCGCCGGGCUGUUCCGAAAGGCAAUGGCAAGGAACCCACGUAACUGGAAGAAUCCGUACAUGCUUGGAAAGUGUCUUUGGAAAAUGUAUCAGGCACCCGAGGAUAGCCUUGACAGCAGCGAUAAAAAAUCUCGCAUUACGAUGACGAAGCUGCUGGAUACGCUUAAAUUAUCCAUCGAAGUGGCACAAAAUUCAAGAAGGUCGAAGAACAGCGACCCGAUUUUGGAACCGCAUUACAAGCUAGUUUCUAUUCUGCACAAACUUGUGAUGCGAGGCGAUAUGCCUGCAGCCGAUGCUGCAUCACUCCUCGCAGAGCAACCAUUUGGCAUCGCCGCAAAGCCGGAUGACCAUUUUGCGUCUUUCUCCGAACCAGAAGACUGGGAAGAGUAUAUUAUUCGUAACUUGACUAAGCUUCGUGAAAAGGAUAAGUCCAACUGGCAACACCGAAUUGUCAUGCGCCACGCCAAAAUUCUCUUUGACGAAAAGAACAUUGGCAAAGACAGCGAUGGCACAGUGGAAGCCAAGGCUGCAUUUGCUAUACUCAAAGAGAACAUGUUCACCAAAACCAUGGUGAUGAAUGUGUGGAAAUGUGAUGCUGAGCGCCCUGGUCGCCAUCACGUCUUUACUGAGCAAUAUGUUCGGUUUAUGACCAAGCUUCUGGUUAUCAUGUCCGACCGAACAAAUUUGGAGCUGCUUUUGAGGCGCCUCCGCAAGAAGGGCGCAGACUUUUACCACUUUGCAGAUCUGUGGCAAUAUAGCUGCACUGCGUACGUAAAACUUCUACGUGCGGCUUAUAAUGUUCCGGUUACCACCGACGAAGCUUUCAAGCACAUGUCCAACGAAGAGUUUGAAAUCAUGAGUGAGCGAAUCACUGAUUGGGCUGGUGGUGACGGGGCGCCAAAUACUGCCUUUGAAUGCAUGAAGGAGGCCAUUGAAGCAAAGAAGCUCAAUGGCAACUUGAUGAAGGUCGCGCCUAUUGAUGAUCUCAUCAAUGACUGUUACACUACAAUCUAUGUAGAUGUUGCCGGGACGCUACCAGGGUUGGAGCCAGGCAAGAUCAUUGAGGAACGCAAUCACGCAAAGGAAGUAGCAGCUCAUUUGGAAGCCGUAGCUCAGGCCGAAUCGAAACCAAAGAGUUCACUAAGCAAUUUGCUCAACCCACCAAGCGGCGGUGACAGCGCAGCUGGAUCAGCCACACCAAUGGAAACAGACAAAGCAGAGGCUAUUCCGCGUGCCAGGAGACUAGCGGGAGUUCGUCGACCGGAGAUUCUGCGCAAGGCCGAGCAAGCUGUCAUGCGUGCUAUGGAGGCACCGAAGUCUGCUACGACUAAGAGCCGUGUAGGAAGUAUGUCCAGUACAAAGCGUGGCAGUCAGACGCCAGCUCGCGCCGGAAGCAACCUCCAUAGUGACGAUGAAGAUGACGGACCUGAUGCCCAAGUACGACGAGAAGCUGGCGAAGAUAUUGAUGAUGAGAUGAGGGACGCAGAUGACAAUGACGAAGUGGUCGAUGACGAUGAGCAUGACGACACAAGAAUGGACGAUCACGCUGACAGUAUUCAUGACUCAGCUGACGACGAAAGCGACCUCAGUGAUGUUCCGGAAGGCUAUGAUGACGACGUACCACCUGGACUACUGUUCCCCAAUCUUCGCAGAUCCGAAUCAAGCGGCGAUGAGGCAGAUAGCGAGGAUGCAGAAGAAGGGGACGAUGAAGAAGGCGUCGAAGAUGAAGAGGGGCUGCAUGAAGAGGAUGUAGAGGCGGAGGAUGAAGUAGGGGAAGGAGACGAGGAGGCCGAGGGAGAGGUGGAGGAGGAAGACGAGGAGGCGGGCGAUGAAGAUGAGCAUGAUGAGGAGGAAGUGGAUGGAGAAGAAGCCGAAGAAGAGGUUGAGGACGAAGAGGAAGAAGAGCUGGAAGGAAAUGAGGAUACAGAGAUGGCAGAAGUGGAGGACGGCGAAGAAGGUGACGAAGAGGCUGAGGAAGACGAUGGAGCAGAAGUUGAGGAGGGUGAGGAGGAAGGUGAGGAAGAAGGUGAGGAAGAAGGUGUGGAAGAAGGUGUGGAAGAGGGUGAGGAAGAAGGCGAGGAAGAAGGCGAGGAAGAAGUCGAGGAAGAAGGUGAAGAGGAGCUAGAGGAGGAUGCUGAGGAAGAAGGCGACGGAGAGGAGGAGGAAGUAGACGAAGACGAAGACGAAGAAGAAGAAGAAGACGGUGAAGAAGGUGAUGAUGAGGAAGGUGAGGAAGAAGCGGAAGAAGAAGAGGAAUGA
Molecule: messenger RNA, 6549 nt
Organism: Pochonia chlamydosporia 170
Lineage: Eukaryota; Fungi; Ascomycota; Sordariomycetes; Hypocreales; Clavicipitaceae
Exons: 4
Coding region: 1-6549 (2182 amino acids)
Biological process (GO): chromatin organization
Cellular component (GO): HIR complex; nucleus
Molecular function (GO): nucleosome binding
Source: RefSeq, a predicted model, not a curated record